AUGGCUACAUUAGAAGAUAAGGCACUCUGGGAGAAUCAAGAACAAGAAGAUGAUGAUGUUGGACAAGACAUUCUUCGUUUAGCUCCAGAAGAAAUCACAAACAGAACUCGACUCUUGGAGAAUGAUAUCAAGGUCAUGAAAUCCGAAAUCGUUAGACUUCAACAUGAACAAGCUGCCAUGAAGGAAAGAAUCAAGGACAACAAGGAAAAGAUUAAGAUGAAUAAGCAACUUCCAUAUCUCGUUGGUAACGUUGUUGAGCUACUGGAUGUUGACCCUGAGGAGGAUGAGGAGGAUGGCGCUAACGUCGACUUGAACAGUCAAAGAAAAGGAAAGUGCGCAGUUAUCAAAACCUCAACAAGACAGACCAUCUUUUUACCCUUGAUCGGUUUGGUGGAUGCAGAUACUUUAAAGCCUGGAGAUCUUAUUGGUGUCAACAAGGACAGUUUCUUGAUCUUGGAUACAUUACCAGCUGAAUACGAUUCACGAGUGAAAGCAAUGGAAGUCGAUGAGAAGCCCACUGAAGAUUAUAAUGACAUUGGUGGUCUAGAUAAACAAAUUGAAGAGUUGGUUGAAGCCGUUGUUUUACCAAUGACACAUGCGGAUAGAUUCAAGAACUUAGGUAUCAAACCACCCAAGGGCGUUUUGAUGUACGGACCUCCUGGUACUGGUAAAACAUUAUUAGCAAGAGCCUGUGCUGCACAGACAAACUCUGCCUAUCUCAAGCUAGCAGGACCUCAAUUAGUACAAAUGUUUAUUGGUGAUGGCGCUAAAUUGGUGCGCGAUGCUUUUGAAUUGGCCAAGGAAAAAUCGCCAGCUAUCAUCUUUAUUGAUGAAUUGGAUGCCAUUGGUACUAAGCGUUUUGAUUCAGAAAAAUCUGGUGAUCGUGAAGUCCAGCGUACCAUGUUGGAAUUAUUGAACCAAUUGGAUGGUUUCUCUUCAGAUGAUCGUAUCAAGGUUAUUGCAGCCACAAAUCGUAUCGAUAUUCUGGAUCCUGCUUUAUUACGUUCUGGCCGUUUGGAUCGUAAGAUUGAAUUUCCCUUACCUAAUGAGGAAGCCAGAGCUCGUAUUAUCCAGAUUCACUCCAGAAAGAUGAAUGUCAGUAAAGAUGUCAAUUUUGAGGAGUUAUCGAGAUGUUGUGACGAAUUCAAUGGUGCUCAAUGCAAGGCUAUCUGUGUAGAAAGUGGUAUGUUGGCUCUUCGUCGUGGUGCUGUUGAAAUUACACAUGAAGAUUUCAUGGAGGCUAUUCAAGAAGUUCAAGCUAAGAAGAAAAUGACUUUACAAUACUAUGCGUAA
Mucor velutinosus is the source of this 1293-nucleotide messenger RNA. RefSeq lists its product as uncharacterized. The record is from RefSeq and is a predicted model, not a curated record. The coding region runs from base 1 to 1293 and encodes 430 amino acids. Gene Ontology annotation, molecular function: proteasome-activating activity; ATP binding; ATP hydrolysis activity. Gene Ontology annotation, biological process: proteasome-mediated ubiquitin-dependent protein catabolic process. Gene Ontology annotation, cellular component: proteasome regulatory particle, base subcomplex. NCBI's taxonomy places the organism in Eukaryota, Fungi, Mucoromycota, Mucoromycetes, Mucorales, Mucoraceae. The transcript is spliced from 4 exons.